This is a messenger RNA of Diatraea saccharalis (sugarcane borer), 1273 nucleotides long. The record is from the annotation of a GenBank genome assembly. NCBI's taxonomy places the organism in Eukaryota, Metazoa, Arthropoda, Insecta, Lepidoptera, Crambidae.
AGUGGAAGUCUACAGGAAUCUUAUUAUGAUUUAUUUAUAUACAUUUUUGCUAGUUUCACAUUAUGAAUUAUAUUUGCUACAAAUUAUAUUUAUAUUUAAUUUACAUAUUUUAAAAAUAAAAUAUAUUUGGGAUUAUUUUAAUUUAUUUUGCAUAAUAAAUACAUGAAUCGCAACAAUUACUUACAAAAUAUUAAUUAUACCUAUAUUUUUUAGAUGCCACGAAAAAGUAGGUCUACAUCUCAGAUAUCUGAAGAAGAAAAGAUAAAAAGAAGGCGCGAGCAAAAAAAAUUAUGUGUGUGUGCGACGUGUUAGAGCUCGAAUGACUCAAACAGACUCAGAAGAAAGAAGAAGAAAAGAUAGAGAAAGGUAUCAGAAGAAAAAAGAACAAGGACUCCUUAAAACUAUCACCGACUUUACUCCGAGAGAACAAAGACAAAUAAGGAAACAGUGGAGAGAAAAAGGCAAGAAGAGACGAGAAAAGCAAAGACAACACGAUGCUUUGCAUAAUUUUAUAGAAACAAAUACUCCACCUUCAACGCCAACACUAUCACGUGCAAGUGGUGGUAGUUACAUAUCACCACGUAAUAGAUACCUUCUUAAGAAUGAGAAUGUUUAUUUGAAGAAAAAAAUAUGUGAAUUAGAGUCUAAACUAGCCAAGUAUAGAAUGCGAUGUCUCAGAGUAAGAAAAAAUAUAGACAGAGAAAAGGAAAAUAAAAGAAAGCCUAACAAGUCUCUGGUAGUUAAAGAGACAAAAAAAGUGGUUCGUGACUUUCUUUUGCAAGAUGAAAAUAGUAGUGAUGGUCCCUCAACACAAUACCGAAAUAAAUCCAUGUUCAAUUUAGUUGCUACCUAUCUAAGCAAGGAGUUUGGAGUGGAUACAAUCACAUGGCAUUUCAGUGAAAGAGGCCACGGUAAAGGAGCACCCGAUGGUGUAGGGAUAAUAGAUGUCAAUUAUAAACCCAUGGACAACUAUAAAUUUCCUAGUGAGCCAGAAGCUUUAAAUACUCCCGAUACUCCGGAAGCACCAAAUACUCCUGAAGAGCCUUCAAAUACCCCUGAAAAUUCAACUGUGUCAAUGUCACCGGGCUUUAGUGACAGGUUAACAUCCGAAGUCACCACUGAUGCAAUUCAACAAAAUGUGAGGCCUACCAAAAGACUUCGACCGCGUCUAGAUCUUUUGGAAGACUCUGAUUCGUCUUUAGAAGUGUUUCCCAAACGAAAACGGUUUUCUGUCGCAAUGUGGCAAGAUUCCGAUGACGAUUCCAUAUUUUAG